AUGUCUAUCUUUUACCGCGAGCUAUUACAUUUACUUGAGCAAAAACCCAACAACUUGGAAGGAUGCGAUCUGUCUGCUGUUCAUUUGUUUCAACGCAUUGUCCAAAGUCUACCACCAUUACCAACCAAGCAACAUGACUAUACCCGUGAUCUCGAACAUGCAGAGGCGUUGCUCGAUCUUGCUCAAGAGUCCAUUCUGUUGUAUCCCUACAAGAGCGUGCCUACUUGUUGGCGAUGUAUGAUAAUGGAUGCCGGCGUAUUGAAAGCCCUUUGCAUGCUUGGCCAAGAGGGUGGUGGUCAGCUCACGUUGGAUUGUGCAAGGAGGAUGAUUUGUGUCCUGGAUACGGUGGUUAUUAUCAGUGGGGCUCCUGGUCCACAACGUCGACACGUUGCAUUGGAAACGAUCCAAGGUCUUCAAGAUUGGCUUGCAAAAGAACAACAACAGGAGGCGACGAAUAGCAGCAGCAACAUCUCCCAUCUUACGACUUUGGACAUGCAUGAUGAUGACCCUAUCAUUUCACGUGAUCAUUCAGUACCAAGGCUUCCUGCUGUCCCUAGUUUUGUGGAUUUUGUUACAAGGAUUACAACAAGCGAGACACCCUUCAUCAUUCCCAAGGGAGCUAUUGACCAUUGGCCAGCAUUGGAGAAAUGGCGAUCAGUACCGUAUUUAAUAUCAGUGGCAGGCGAUCGUAUGGUACCUGUGGAAGUUGGCAGCAAAUACACGGAUCAAGAUUGGCAACAAAAGCUGAUGCGAUUUGAGGACUUUUUACGCACGUAUAUUUUACCCCAUGAUGAUGAGGAUCAACCCUCCGCUUAUUUGGCACAACAUGAUUUAUUUCAUCAAAUCCCUCGACUUGCCAAUGAUAUCGUGACCCCAGAUUAUUGUUUUUGUGAACCAGAGCCAUCCGAACUCUAUCCAGACCCACCUCCUGAUGUUAUCCAGAAUGCAUGGUUUGGACCCAAAGGCACAGUCUCACCUUUGCACCAUGAUCCCUAUCACAAUGUACUGGCACAGCCUGUGGGCAGGAAAUACAUUCGGCUUUAUGCUCCAUCCCAAACUGAAUACUUGUAUCCUCAUCAAGGCAUCAUGUCCAAUACGAGCCAGAUUGAUGUGGAGCAUCCAGAUCAAGAGAACUUCCCCUUAGUGAACAAGGCUGAAUAUCUUGAAUGCAUUCUUCAGCAAGGUGAACUUCUUUACAUGCCCCCACGAUGGUGGCAUUACAUCCGCUCCUUGUCUACCAGCUUUAGUGUCAGUUUCUGGUUCUAA
Messenger RNA from Lichtheimia ornata, 1266 nucleotides. RefSeq lists its product as uncharacterized. Gene Ontology annotation, molecular function: 2-oxoglutarate-dependent dioxygenase activity. The record is from RefSeq and is a predicted model, not a curated record. Lineage: Eukaryota; Fungi; Mucoromycota; Mucoromycetes; Mucorales; Lichtheimiaceae. Bases 1 to 1266 code for a protein of 421 amino acids. The transcript has 4 exons.